GCUGGGACGCCCCUGCUCUUUCUCUGAAGUGAAGGCAAAGCAGACCUGCCCGGUCCAAUUGCUGAUAGUAGGCAGACUCAACACUGAGAUCCCGCUGGAAAAGCCUCUCGAAAUAACGAAGACAAUAGGCGCUGGAAUGGACUCCUCUCCGACCAUUGGAGAGUUUUUCCACACACUCUGUGAGAUGGGCUUCACGGAGAUGCAGAUCCAGGCUGCAAUGCAAGCAGGACACUUUACUGUGCCAGAGGCUACAGAGUGGCUCUUGCAAAGCGGGAGUCCAAGACACAAGCUGGUGAAGCAGUCCUCUGAUCUGCCAGAGACUGCAAUCUCUGCGUUCAACCCACCCAAAGGCCAGGAUUCUCCCAGCACAGCUGACACAGCUAAGUCAAACACAGACAGCAAGGACAGUAAAACAGGUCCAGCCUCUCUCUCUCCGCUGGAGUCCCGGAUGAAGCAGGACAGGAACGGCUUCCAGGACCAGCAGAGAGAGCGUGUGGUACAGGAGGCGCAGGAGGAGAGGAGGCUCCGGAAGAAGGAACGAGAGCUGGUGCUGAAAAGGAUUGCUGAUGACCGGAGAAACCAGCAAGAGAAAUCACAGCCCCACGGCCAGCAGGAGUCCUCUCCUUCACAGGGGCAGCAUCUGGGGGGCAGGAUCCAGACCAGUGUGGACAACCACUGUCUCCUUAUGAUCCGCCUGCCGUCGGGCGAGUCAAUGAGGGAGCGGUUUCCUGCUGAUGCUCCUCUACGCAGUGUGGUGGAGCACAUUUCGGGGCGCCACCCUUCUCUGGCGGCCUUCUCCCUUCUCCAGGGGUAUCCCAGGAAGCGCUUUGGUGAAGCAGAGCUGGCUUGCUCCUUGCGUUCCCUGGGGCUGACACCAAACGCUGCACUCUGCAUCCAAACCACACCCCCAGAAACCCCCCUGGAGCCCCUGCAUCCUGCAGCUGGAGAGAGGGAGGAGCCACAGAGAGACCAAACCGGGCCCCAGCUGGAAGAGAGUGACGAGGAGCAGCUCUUGCCUCCCCCAGCCCUGCCUUCCCCACUGUGGGAGCGGGCAGUAGAGCAUGCUGGGUUACCCGGCCUGGGCCCUCCUGUUCCUGGGCCUUCUCAUCACUGGGGCAGGGGCCAGAAGCUAGUGACUGGUGAUGCAGAGCGGGAGUCCAGCUCGGGGGAGGACGAGGGGGAGAGAUCAGAGGAGGAGCUAGAGGAGCCACCGUUCCCCUUUCCUGCAGGGUUACCAGUGCUGCCGUUCAUCCCCGGGAACCGGCCACACGCUGCAGUAGCACCACAGUAUCGCUGGCCUGACCAGGGCAACCGGCUUCGGGAGGGAGCAGAGGAUGUGCCUUUGCCAGCAGGGGGCGUGGACAGACAGGUGGUAUCGGGGGUAGCAGGCCAGGCUGCAGUGGAGCGGCUCCAGAGGGCGGCACAGCAGGACGACUCGCCGGGCACUGCGGGGCAACCUUCCCCCCCAAAGAGGCCCUUCAGGACCCCCAGCGUGCAAUCCCUCUGCACUUUGGCAACCCGUGCCACCGUUGCACUCAUGACAGCUCCUAGUAUGCAGUACAGCAGCAGUCUGUCGUGUCUGACCCCGGAGCUGGCUGAACUCCUUCUCACCCACAUGUCUCGAGAGCGUCUCCUGCGGCCGCGCUGCCUUGAGCUCUUCUUCGGGUGUCCAAUUCAGAAGUUUGUACUCAACUGCUACCCGUAUUCCACCAAUGAGCUGCUCAGACAGCUGCGUGCCUUCACUACCCUCAAACACCUCAGCUUGGUCUCCUCACCCCUCAUUACAGAUUUAGGGCUGUCUGUCCUCUCCAGCCUGCAGAAGCUCCAGCAUCUCAACCUGGCUGCCUGCAGCAAGCUGACUGAUUCCUGUCUCCAGUAUGUCACAGGCCUGAAGUAUCUCUCCUACCUGUCUCUGGACAGUACUAAAGUAAGCGAUUUGGGGAUGGUGAUGUACUUGAAGUCGGCCCCCUCUUCGCUCACUCAGCUCAGUCUGAACCAGACGGGGAUCACCGAGGCCACCCUGGUGGUGCUGUCCAGCUGUGUGCCACAGCUCAGGCUGCUUAGCAUCAAACGCACCAAGGUCAGUGACGUGUCUGCUUUGGCCAAGCUGUGCAGCCUGCAGUCACUCUACCUGGAUGGGACAGGGGUUACAGAGGUGUCCCUGCAGCACCUGGCCUCCCACCCUGCCCUCUCAGUACUCAGCCUGGCGGGCAUCCAGGUCACCGACGGCAACCGUGCCCUUGAGAUUAUUUCUGGUCUCAGACUGGCUCAGCUCACCCUGCCUGGGCGCCACACAGUGACAGACAGUGGUCUGGCCUUCCUGUCCCGACUGACACUACUUUCAGAGCUUGACCUGACUGACUACACUCAUGUCACCGACCUGGGCACAACGCACCUUGCCACCAUGACCAGGCUGAAGAAGCUGUCCCUUGGUAACACACUGGUGACCGACAGUGGCCUGCUGCCCCUGCGCAGCCUGCAGGAGCUCAUGGAACUGUGUCUGGACCGCACAGCUGUCACUAGCCGCGGCGUGGCUGCUUGCAUCACCUGCCUGCCCCACCUGCAGGUGCUGGGCCUGGCCAGCACUCAGGUGGGCGACACGGUGGUGAGGUGUGGACUGCUGUACUGCACGCAGCUCCUGAAGGUCAACCUGAGUCGCACCCGCAUCACUGAUAAAGGCCUGAAGUGCCUGCGUCAGAUGAGGCUCAACCAGGUCAAUCUGGACGGCACAGGUGUGACUCUCACGGGUAUCGCAAACCUUAUUGCCUCCUGUCCCAACAUCACCAGCAUCCGUGCCAGCCAAACACGGGCACUGCCCCCUGAGCAGGUUUCUGACGACGAUGACCUUGCUCCCUGAUCUGUGGGCAUCUGCCAGGGAAGGGGCUCUGUGGCCCUGGCACUAGAACUGCUCAAAGAGCAGUGAGGUGAGGGAACUGACAUGGGGGCCUCAUGCAGGACCCUUCUGUACUGUAGUCCGAGGUGUGAUCUGGGAAACAUCUGGACUGGGACAGAACCACAGUAUGACAACAAUAUGACAAUUGAUAUUGUUUUCCCUUUUAUCCUUUUCUUAAUAUUAUUCUGACUAGGGUGUUAAGUAUUUAUCACCAGCUAAUAUAAUUUCCAUUGGUGCAUGGUUGAUGGUUGUAAGUUGUGCAUAAGUUUGAUUUAUCUGGUAAGGAACCUAGACUGAUACCGAUUAUUAAAAGAUUGUUCUGGCAGGAGACACAGCACCGAGUUAAUGUUCUCAAGUUUGAGGUUCUGGUGAUGGUAUAUUUUAAAAUUUAAUUCUUCCAAUUCCAAAUUCAGUGUGAUCCUAUAGAGGCACUAUUGUGGAUUAAGAGAACAUUUGUAUUUCUUCUAUUUCAAGAACUCUUCUUUCAGUUUGGUAUGGUAAGACUGUGGUGACAUCACUUUCAGUCUUCUUCAAGAUAAUCGUGCAUCUUGAUUAGGAAGCAGGUUUGUGAAAACAGGUCUGGCUUCUGUCUUUUCAGAUUUUGAACAAGCUCAGGUUGCACACUUCAAAUGUAUUUUUAUAUGGAAAAAAAACAAAUUGUUGAUGAGAAUAGAGAACUUACUUUCACACAAAACUGUAGAGCUUGUAAAGGUGGUUUAAAUAUCUCAAUGUUUACCAAGGUGUAGAGUGUUUUGCUACCUUGAUCCUUAAGUUUUUUUUAAUAACCUGAACUAUUUUAAAAUUGAUUUUAAACUCCACUGCAAAGACGUGUGAUUUUUCUUUUAAAUGUGAAAGCCUAAGCCCACCCAUUUUAUUUUCAUGAAAGUGGAAAGAUGCAGCCUUGUUUGUGUUCAGUAGUUCUGUUGAAAUUUUGUUUAUUAAGAUCUGUAUUACAUAAAAUGUACCCCCUAUAAUCAAAAAAGAAAACACCUGUAGAAUUACAGGCCACCAUCUUAGGAAAAGAUAAAAUAAACUACAGAUUUCACUACA
Messenger RNA from Lepisosteus oculatus (spotted gar), 3943 nucleotides. RefSeq lists its product as uncharacterized. Gene Ontology annotation, molecular function: K48-linked polyubiquitin modification-dependent protein binding. Gene Ontology annotation, cellular component: cytoplasm; nucleus. Gene Ontology annotation, biological process: negative regulation of protein K48-linked deubiquitination; negative regulation of protein ubiquitination; negative regulation of proteasomal ubiquitin-dependent protein catabolic process. The record is from RefSeq and is a predicted model, not a curated record. Lineage: Eukaryota; Metazoa; Chordata; Actinopteri; Semionotiformes; Lepisosteidae.